AUGGCCGAAGGCGGGGCAGGCAAAGGUGAAGAGCCGGAGAAACUGCCUGAGCUGGCGGAGGACGAGUCCCAGGUCCUGCGUGGAACUGGCCACUGUAAAUGGUUCAACGUGCGCAUGGGAUUCGGCUUCAUCUCCAUGAUAAGUCGGGAGGGAAACCCCUUGGAUAUUCCAGUCGAUGUAUUUGUACACCAAAGCAAACUAUUCAUGGAAGGAUUUAGAAGCUUGAAAGAAGGAGAGCCAGUGGAAUUUACAUUUAAAAAAUCCCCCAAAGGCCUUGAGUCAAUACGGGUAACAGGCCCAGGUGGGAGCCCCUGCUUAGGAAGUGAACGAAGACCUAAAGGGAAGACACUGCAGAAGAGAAAACCAAAGGCAGAUAGGUGGAGACGGCAGGAUUUACUGAUGGAUCAGAUGUGGACUGUGAGAGAAGAGGAGUCCAGGAUGAUUCCAAGAUGCUACAACUGCGGUGGUCUCGACCAUCAUGCUAAAGAAUGCGGUCUACCUCCUCAGCCAAAGAAGUGCCAUUACUGCCAGAGCAUCAUGCACAUGGUGGCCAACUGCCCGCACAAGCUUGUCGCGCAGCUGCCCGCCUCGGCUCAGGGAAGGCCAGAGGCGGAGUGCCAGCCAUGCACUUCCCCCAGAGACGUGGGAGGGGGGCACGGCUGCACAGCGCCGUUUCCUCAGGAGGUGAAGUCAGAAAUGGCGGAGCAGUCAGACAGAUCACCCCAAGAAGUUUCUGCCACAAAAGCAUUUGCAGCAAUAGGAGAGCAAAACAAAAAGGGGCCUUUGAUUCAGAAACGGAAAAAGACUUAGUAUUGUCAGUGUUCUCUUCACCCGGCUGGGGAGUCUACCUCAUGCAAGCACAGGGGAAUAGUGUUCCACAGAGAGCAGCCGACCGGGGGUUUUAACUACUGCUGAGGAACUCUGAUGUUCUUAAUUAGACAAAUCACUCUUAAGCAAAUCUCAUUUAAGCAGGGUGUCAUGUUUUGUAGAAUUGAGAUGCUACAUAUAGUAUGUGCAUGAGUGAGCGGGGAAACCCGAAUCUGUGUGUGUGUGUGUGUGUGUGUGUGUGUGUGUGUGUGUAGAAGCACGUACUCUUUCUCAGAUAGUUGGGCAUCUCCAAGCAUUGAAAAUCCAUGUGAAACAUUUGAGAUGGCUUCAGAGUUAAUCCUUGGAAUUUUUCCUAAAUACUACUUCUUUUAUAUUAUGUAAACAAACAAACAAACCACGUGACUGUUACCUUUCAUGUGAACCAAAGCUUACUUCAGAUCUCAGAGCUGCCAGUUAGAUGGCACUCACGGCUUUUGGGAUACUUGAUGCCUCCCAAGUGAGUAUUCACA
Molecule: messenger RNA, 1337 nt
Organism: Rattus rattus (black rat)
Lineage: Eukaryota; Metazoa; Chordata; Mammalia; Rodentia; Muridae
Gene: Lin28b
Product: lin-28 homolog B
Exons: 5
Coding region: 1-810 (269 amino acids)
Molecular function (GO): zinc ion binding; nucleic acid binding
Source: RefSeq, a predicted model, not a curated record